Molecule: messenger RNA, 1604 nt
Organism: Metschnikowia bicuspidata var. bicuspidata NRRL YB-4993
Lineage: Eukaryota; Fungi; Ascomycota; Pichiomycetes; Serinales; Metschnikowiaceae
Exons: 1
Coding region: 124-1491 (455 amino acids)
Source: RefSeq, a predicted model, not a curated record
UUCUCGUUGCACGCGGCAGGAAAUGCGAUAGCGCGCACCUGUCAACGCGAGGCUCAAUCUUCAGGCAGACAGGACAAUCGAGCCCAAACUUAACCCAAACAAUCGUGUCUAUUCACUCCACGCAUGUCUUCCUUGCUUCGCCAAGAUCCAUUCCGGCUUCUGCCAACUGAGCGAAACUCAACACGGGGAACGCAGUCAUCAGAACGGAGAAAAACUGACAAUGGGACAUCCUCGAUUCCCGCAGACGAAUUUGAUGAUGAUGCUGAGAUGAACACGCCUCAUGCUAUACGAGAGGCCAGCAGACCAUAUUGCUCAAAUGUAUUGCUGUCGAAAAGCAGCUCUUCCGUUUUUGUCAGGCGCUCCGAGGCUGCCGACUUUCUUGAAACGCCUAUAAAGGAAAGAAACUCCAGAAAUGACAUUGUUGCAGAUGGAAUCGACGGAAACGAACCUAGGUUACUGCAUGCUGGCAUGGAUCCCGUAGGUUAUCCAGAACUGCCACCGAAGGAAGUAUUGGUGGAUGAAAACAACAAUUUGACAACACACCCCACCUCUCUAUCACCGCCCCAAAAACACCUCUCGGGGUUUGAACGCGAUCUGAAUCGUAUGGAGUUUGACCCAUCAGACUAUGAGCUGCCAGAGAAAAGCAUGCAUGCGUUAAGCAGCAACCGAGGAAUGCAGAAAACCGUUCUGCCCCGUCCAUAUGCCCUUGACGAGUCUGUCAGAAAGAGACCACAAAUUUCCUCGGUCCCCUCUUAUAAUCUUCCAAACCCACCUCAUAAUGCAGACCGUACGCCGCGAAGACUGUCUCCACUUAAAAACGUUCUUAUUCCAUCUUCAGGUAGCAGGUCAUCGCCCUCUACCAUGCUAGAAGAGAUCCGGAACAGUGGUGCAUUGCAGCCUCGCACCGCUAGAGAGAUCCAGGAUCAGAUCAACUCUAGUCUCCGUCAGUUGGAGCAGUCAGAUCUGACCUCUGAAAGUCAAGAUAGUUCAAGCUUGUCAGAGAGCGAGGACGAUUCGGAUGAGGACGAUUCGGACGAGGACGACUUCUUGGAUCAUUUGGGCCAGUACAUUCCCUCCGUCGAAAAGCGCAAACCGACUGAACAUGCGCCUAGUGUAUCUGAAGACCAGAGCACGAAGACAGUGGAACAAAAUCUGCCGCCGGCCGACAGUUUGACAGCACAUUUACUACCGAAAAAUGAUGCGUUGCACCGAGUCAAGAGAAGCCGGACUCGAAGAACAGGCAAAUUGUCCGGAAAAUAUGCCCGCAAAAAAAUCAAGGAUACAAGACAAAAAGUGUCCAAAAAGAAAUACGGAGACUGGCUGGCAGACCAAUGGGAUAAACUACGAAGGCUUUUAGAUCUGUCGGUGCCCAACAGUGUGGUGGCAAACAGCUACAUUGUGAUGAGAGAAUUAAACUGUACUAAUAAGCAGGAGCUUGCAUUAAGAGUGAAGUUUCUUGAAAACCAAGGAAAGGCAAGGGCGCAAAAGUGACGAGACCAUAUGCGACUUUCCCAAUUUGUGUACUAUAAAAAAUGGCUCAGAGCCCAUUUAUUCAGUAGUUGAAAUCCACAGCUAGCCCCCAGUGUGACGAGUGGUAGUAGUAG